UUGAAAACCAAACUGUGGUUGAAAUUGAAACUCAUUGUCCUUUGGACCCGGGAAGCUGUUGCUGCAGCUCCCCGGUACAAUUGUCUGGCCUGCCCUCCUCCCAGCCCACCAGGCCCUUCAGUCCUACAGCGGGACUAUGAUGCUCAGCAGCUCUGUGGAGGUGCCCAGCCCUGGCGGGAUGAGCGGCCUCAGCGGGCUGAGCGCGGCAGCCCGGAACGUGGUGCGCUCCUCCAGCAUCUCGGGGGCCAUGUACAGCCUGGACAAGAGUCCCGGCAGCGGAGGCCCGGACUCCACGUCAUUGGCCGGCAACAAGAAGCGGCGCUCCAGUCUGGGAGCCAAGAUGGUGGCCAUCGUGGGGUUGUCGCAGUGGAGCAAGAGCACGCAGCAGCUCAACCAGCAAGAUGGUGGGACGAAGAAGCUCCGCAGCACCAUCCGACGGAGCACGGAGACUGGUAUCGCUGUGGAGAUGAGGAACCGGGUGACACGACAGGGUAGCAAGGACUCAACUGACGGCAGCACCAACUCCAACAGCUCUGACGGAACGUUUGUCUUCCCUACAACGCGCCUGGGGCCUGAGAGUCAGUUCAGUGACUUCCUGGACGGACUAGGCCCCGCUCAGAUCGUAGGCCGGCAAACACUAGCUACACCCCCCAUGGGGGACGUCCAUGUAGGCAUGGUGGACCGAGGAGGGCAGCUGGAGGUGGAGGUCAACCAGGCCAGAGGGUUGAUCCCUAAACCCGGCUCCAAGAACAUCCCAGCGACUUAUGUAAAGGUGUAUGUCCUGGAGAAUGGAAUGUGCUUGGCCAAGAAGAAAACCAAAUUAGUGAAGAAGAAUCUGGACCCCACCUACCAGCAGGCUCUGUUGUUUGAUGAGAGUCCUCAGGGCAAGGUUCUACAGGUAAUAGUGUGGGGGGAUUAUGGGCGUAUGGACCACAAGUGCUUCAUGGGAAUGGCCCAGAUCCUCCUGGAGGACUUGGACCUGUCUGCCACAGUCAGCGGCUGGUACAAGCUCUUCCCUACCUCCUCUUUGGCAGACCCCAGCAUCGGACCCCUCACCAGACGCCUCUCCCAGUCCUCCCUGGAGAGCGCCACCAGCCCCUCAUGCACCUAGACACCCCAGUAUAACCCUCCCCCACAUGCACGGGCACAGGCAGAGUCAUGCAGACACGGACACACGUACUGUAUAUACACAACUACUGUAUUUGAAGUGCAAGACAGGUAGGCAUACACAUAUAUACCCAUCUGCACAUAAUAACUGAUCUCAUCCACAUGAACACACACACUGACACGCUGACAUUCCACUUUUUGCCAUAUUCUCCACAUUAUCAGUAUUUUCAGACGAUUUUAGUUGAACAAAACUAAUUUACCAGAAACAUGUAGCAUUUUUCACCCUUCACAUUUCAACAUUUCUCACCACGACACAACAAACCACCGGAUGCCAUGUUCUGCAUUCCAAUGUACCAGAUCUCCGUGGCAUGACUCAUCCCAGGGCCACCCCGAUGCCAGUUUCUAAACUCUCUAUGCCAAACUUAAGAAAAAAAACAACUUUAUUUUUUAAAACCAAAGCAAUUGUUAUUGUUGUUAUUCCUAUAAGUAGUAGGUAAAGUAGUAUACAAUAUAAAGUAUGGAUAUGUAGCAGAGUCUAUGACUUAGAUGUAAUGCAAAAAAAGAAGAUACAUUCUACACACAUGAGUUGAAGAGUAGGUCAAACACAUAAGUAUACCUGGGCAGCAGGCUUGGAUGGUCACAUAAUGGCUAUUAUGUGAGGUAGCAACACUGCUAUUCUAUAAUUUUCACAGGGCAGAGUUUAUAUAUAGAUAUACAUUAUAUAUAAAUAGAUAGAUAAAUACUUAUUUGUGUUGCGUAUGUAUCGGCUGCAUUCUGCAUGUUUGCUUGCAACCCUCGUAGAGACAUUUUAAAAGUGCUUAACUCUUUUUAUUUAGCUUGCCUUGACCAAUGUAACGGGAAUAUAGUGCUACUUUACUUUGCGAUCCGUCCUGAAAAGGCGUGCACCGGGCUGAGUUAGGGAGAAGGAUGAUGGGGCUUAGGUGACAGGGAGAGCACCAUCAUCGCUAUCUGCAGCAAAAGAGAACAAAUUAGUCGGCCGGCCACACAUUCGCUGAGGAACAAAUUUCUGAUCCUGCCUUCAGCUGUAGAGGGAAGGGCUGUCAUACCGCGAGACACUCGGGGGUUCUAGUGCUCCACAUCCAGGGGGUGCCACAGUCUCUCUCUCUCUCUCUCUCUCUCUCUCUCUCUCUCCCUCUCCCCCUCUGUAUACCAGCACCUAGACUUGUUUGAACUUCCCGCUAAUUUCCCUGGUUUUGAUGUCAUCUUUUUGGUUUUUUUCGCACUCUUCCUGAUUGACGAAGGUCAGAUCACAGCAAGACAUCCAAGCGCAGGCAAAGACAUGUACAUGGAUGGUACCACCUACGACCUUUACCUUCUCUUUGGUCACUCCUCUCUGUCACACUGACUGUAACUGAACCUUUUUUAAAUGUGUAAAACAUGUAUUUUAAAUCCAGAUGUUUUUUUUUUAUAUAUCUGACUAUUCACCCCAGUAUUACUUUGCUAGCAGGGUGAUUGUUAACCUGCCAUAUAAGGUAGUUUUACUUGUUUCAGGUACAAUAUGUCAAAUCUAACCAGUCUUUAAACGUUCUUAUUUUAUAUUUCCAGUCAGGCAGCGUGUGUUUAAAAUGGCACUUUAAUGUAAAUUUUUUAUUGUUUUAAUUAUAAACCUGCAGUGGUUGACCACUUGUUAAAUAGUUUGUUUGAAUUUGGUCACACUGCAUUGAUCAUCUCUGUUUCAAACAAACGCCAGCAUGAAAGUGUAACUUGAGUUUAUAAUGAGUCACAGUAUAAGGACCAGGUCAGUAAAGCCUGUUGCAUUGGAUUUUACUGUUGGUUAAAUCUGAGCAAUUAAAGGGUUUAAUUGGCAAAGAAAAUACAUUCUUGUAGAAAAUCUACAUUAAUUCUUAAAGCUACACUGUGCAACUUUUACUGAGCAACAGCGCCCUCUGCAGCCACACAGGGAAUUUUCUGUUGGGUUCCAUGUCUGUGCGAAUAAGUUUUUUUAUGUAGAGGACGAGUUAGUGAACCAUCAAACUAAUUUCAAAGCUGAUGUUUUAAGAAAAGUUGCAUAGUGUUGAUAUAAAAUGUGACUUUUAAAAGGAGAAAUAAAAAUACAGGUUUUCUAACUUACAAAUCUCUUUCUCAAAAAAGGUAAAUUGACCUGUUGGCUGUUUUAGUUAAAUGUGCAAAGGUUGAGUCUUCACUGACAACAGGUUUAACUGACCUGUUUGCAUUGACUGUUUUCAUUAUUUAUACCUGUAAGUGUUGUGAAUCUUUCUUGAGAUCCAACACCAAACCUGGUAUACAGAUAAAGACACGAAAAGGCUGUCGUAUUUCAGCAACGUUAUGAGAGCUGAAAGUCUUAAGCUACACCCUAUGAAAAGCUAUUGUGUGUUUUUAUGAGCUUGAGUUUGGUUUUUAUCGCAGCCAUAUAUUCUGUCGUCCGCUAACAACUUUCCUUACUCUGUUCCUCGUUUUUGCAAAAAAUGGGAAAGUCUGAGGCAUUUCGUGUUCUCAGCACCUCAGACCAACAGAAUUCACAUUUCAACACACUAAACAUUUGGAAAAAAAGGGAUCUCUGGUAUUCUUGAAUAUUUUGGGGGGAGUGUGAUGGUCAUUUUUGACCCUCCCAUAUAUAUACAACCUUUUUUUCCUCCUAAAAGAACCGUCAAAGUCUGGGUUCCAAUUUCCUCGCUGGAUCUGUACUUGUAUGGUGAUGUAUAUGAAGUAAUUUCAUGUACCUUAUUGAUUUGUAUUGAUCUAUUUUUUUUGUGUGGACAUGCCAUUAGCUGGCAUGAUGUAAAAAUAAGGACUUAUACUCUUGGUAUUUGACCACACUCUCUACGGUGCGCACAUUUUGUGAUGACAAAAAGAAGGGUUGGAAAUGGAAAGAAUAUAAAGUUUGAAAAACCUAAAAGGGAUUUUUAAACCUGUAGAACAUUCCUGCUCAAUGUUUGAUAAGCUAUGAAAAUACUGUCGAUAGUUUUGUCAGUGUGAUAUCUGAAGCUUGUACAAGGUCGUCUGUGUCCCUUUGCUGCGUCGGGUAACCCCAAGAAACACUCUAACAUCUGGUUAUAGGAGAAGAGACGAUUCAAAGUGAUAUAAUUAUCCUAUGAGAGGUGUAUUUAUAGACAGUGGAUCUGCCAAAUUUUGUACAGAUCCUUUUUUAUCCCUGCAACCAAAAGGAUAAGUUGAAAUAUCACCUUUUCUUCAAAGUGUAUUGUGUUUUGCAUUAUGCAUAAUGAGCGGCGAGCCAGCAACAUGUGAGCGAGAGAUUUAAAAAAGUGUAGAUAUUUAUUUAAGAGAAGGGUUUGCAGAUAUGAGCAUCAAAUCUUUAUUGUCUCGUUAUGGCAUUUAACAUAGAUUCGAAAAUUGACUAUAUAGUAUAACAUGCAUUUUCUCACAACAUGGUCAUACACUUAAAGGAAAUUGUUAACCAACGUAAAAAGAUCACUUACUGCAAUUGGUAAAUCACAUUUACAUUUAUCAAUUGUGUUUAUAUAACUUGUCAACUUUAAUUUGAACAAACUAAAUUCAUUUCUGAAGCUGUGCCUCACUGAAGUUGGUCCAACAAUUUUCUCUUUUCAUUGUGUUGGACAUAGUUUACUGUUUUGAGUGAGUCAUAGAACUGUAGCUCCACAUGCAGCAUGGUUAACAGAGCAGGGCAGGUGGUUGGAGAGUUUUCAUUGUCAAAUGUGAAGUAGAUGCACGGUUGGUUAGUUGGUUAGUUGAAGUGCUAGGAGCAGUGUAUUGGAGCAUGUAGAGCUCAGCGCUGGUGGAUUCAGCUCGAGUUUAAACGUGGCUCAGCUGAGAUUUGAAUGUAAAAGUCUGGAUGAUGCUUGGAAUGUAAAACCCACGACACUCGCUUGCUCCCCCGUGAAGAUCCACAUCGAACAUUCCUUUCUAUCCCGAGUGCAGAACUUUACUAAUGCAUCUUCAAUCAACCCCGAGUCGUCUCUUCAGCGCUAUGUCGAAGAUGUAUUUUAUUUUUGUAAGAAGUUUGGUAUCAUUCAGAGAACGUAGGAAGAAGAGCCGGGAGAGGCGCUGCGGGCAAAACCUGCCUUUAGACUUUAGGGGAAAAUGAGGGCUCGUUCAGUUUACAAUGGCCUUACUUUGUGUAGGAGACAUUGCUUCACUAUUGUAGCACACAACUGAAAGUUUUGACAAAUGUAUUUUGCUUGAACUAUUGUACUGAGGUUAUAUAUCUGUGUAUAUGUAUAGUUUUACGAAUGUAUUUCUUAAUCCUUACACCAGAGCUGAGUAUAAUUUACAUUUUUUUGCCAUUUUUCUUUGCUAUACUGUGUCUUCGAAGUCUUUCCAGGGGACGUCACCUGCGUCUUUUCAGGCAGCCCCCUCCCCUCUUACUUUUACUGCACUGUUUAAGUCUUAUUCUCUGCGUGUUCAUUUAAAGAGAACAGCUCUGAGGUUGAUACAAGCAUGAAUUCUGUCUGGCGAAAUGCAUUUCCUUUAUUUAUUCAAAUCGCCACGAUGGGUUUCGAGUUAAAAAUAAAAGGGAUCGCUGCCCCCACCCCCCCUCCUGCACCGAUUACUUAUUGACUAAUCUAUCGAUCAGAUGGAGUUGGUCUGAUUUUUGUACUUUGAACUAGAAAAUGUUUGCCGCAUGGUUCCUCCGAUGAUUUUCUUGUAUUUAAUCUUUCCGAUGGUAUGAUAACAAUGAUUAAUAAUUAACAUAAUAACAUGUAAUGACAACAAAGAUGGCGAUGACGUUACUUAGACCCAGUACCACGAUUAUUAGGGAAUUCAAAUGACAUGCAAAACAUUUGACAAAUAUGCUGUAUUUGUAAGUAGCAUGGACUUUAGCCUAAUUCUUCUGGCAAUAACCAUUGGUUGUGGCCCCCCUCACUGUUUGCUGGGGGCCCCUCACUCUUGGCUUCAGCCUCUUUCUGGGUCCUUACAGAGCUGGUGUUGUGGUGCCACUGUCAGCUGAUGACAAAGAGAAUAUUCACUCAAAUCACAUUUGCAAGCACCACAAGCAAUUCAGACUCAACAGAGCAUGCAAUGCGUUAUGAAUAAUAACUAUAUUCUUAUGAUAGUCCCCAUGAGCAUGCAUUUCAUAUGUCUGUUUACCAAUGUAGCAGGUGUCGGAGAGAACAAAAACAGACAUCACUGCUGAGUUGUGGGACAAAUUGGGAGUUUUUAGCUGCUGAAUAUGUUUGUCUUCAUCAGCGUCUAAAUGUUGGUGAUCACAGCACAAGCUUCCUGAGUAGCCAUUCUGUUCUUUUAGAUGUCAGAUGACAUUAAGGCCACUGUAGCUUCCCCUCCCCACUGUCAAGACAACCUUUAUCUUAUCAAGCCCAGCAAAGCACAAGAUAGCUUGAUGUGGAUUCCAAACAAGACAGGAUCGAAGGGUUUUGAUUAUAUUCAAUGCAUAGCCAUUAUAUUUCCAAGCACACAAAGGAGGUUGAUACCUUGGAAUCCAAAGUAAAGACAGAUGGGAGCAGCAAAAGAUUUGCUGGUAUUGGUAGAUGAAUGGUUGUCUUUUCUAAACUGGCCUUAACCUUUCCACCGCGGAGUGUUCAGAGUAUGUUUCAAAGGGCAAAGUGUAGCAGACUGUCUGAGGAGAAGUUGUUGCUGUUUAUGGCAAAGAA
Paralichthys olivaceus (Japanese flounder) is the source of this 6677-nucleotide messenger RNA. The record is from RefSeq and is a predicted model, not a curated record. Lineage: Eukaryota; Metazoa; Chordata; Actinopteri; Pleuronectiformes; Paralichthyidae.